UUUGCGUGCCCAGCGCGAUUACGCCAUCAGUGGCCGUCAGGCAGACUCGACGAAAGCUCACGGAAGAUGCAAAAGAAAAAGGACCCGCUGCUUGCCGAGUAUCAACCCCACUGUGAAAAUGAGACCAUGGUUCCAGUACUGACUUCAAAAAAAGCCAGUGAACUACCUGUGAACGAGGCUGCCUGUACACUGCAGGCUGACCUACAGUUCGGUCUCACCCAGGAGGAGGUUUCACGACGUCGAGUCUACCAUGGAUGGAACGAGUUUGACAUCAGCGAAGAUGAACCACUCUGGAAAAAAUAUAUAUCUCAGUUUAAAGACCCACUUAUCCUGUUGCUGCUGGCGUCCGCUGUCAUCAGCGUGUUGAUGCGUCAGUUUGACGAUGCCGUCAGUAUCACCGUGGCCAUUAUUAUCGUUGUUACAGUUGCCUUUGUACAGGAAUACCGCUCAGAAAAAUCACUGGAGGAACUAGGGAAACUUGUGCCUCCAGAAUGCCAUUGUGUUCGAGAAGGACGUCUGGAGCAUCUUCUGGCUCGAGAGCUUGUACCCGGAGACACCGUCUGUCUAUCAGUCGGCGAGAGAGUCCCGGCUGACCUGCGUCUUUUCGAGGCAUUGGAUCUGACAGUUGAUGAGUCCAGUUUGACAGGAGAGACCACCCCCUGCACGAAGACCUCUGCCCCUCAGCCGUCUGCCGCCAAUGGCGAUAUCACGUCCCGCAGUAACAUUGCCUUCAUGGGUACGCUGGUGCGCUGUGGGAAGGCCAAGGGCAUUGUCAUAGGCACUGGAGAAAAUUCUGAAUUUGGUGAAGUUUUUAAGAUGAUGCAAGCAGAGGAGGCUCCUAAAACCCCAUUACAGAAAAGCAUGGAUUUGCUGGGAAAACAGCUCUCCCUUUAUUCCUUUGGGAUAAUCGGGGUGAUCAUGAUGGUCGGAUGGCUUCAGGGGAAGAAUAUUCUAGACAUGUUCACCAUAGGCGUCAGCCUGGCCGUGGCAGCUAUCCCAGAAGGCCUCCCCAUCGUGGUGACGGUGACUUUGGCACUGGGAGUGAUGAGGAUGGUGAAGAAACGAGCGAUCAUUAAAAAAUUGCCCAUAGUGGAGACUCUGGGCUGCUGUAAUGUGAUCUGCUCAGAUAAGACAGGCACUCUCACUAAAAAUGAGAUGACAGUUACUCACCUGUUCAGCUCUGAUGGACAGCAUGCUGAGGUCACUGGCGUCGGGUACAACAAUUCUGGCGAGGUAUUGCUGGAUGGAGAGGUGGUGCAUGGUUUCUCCAACACCUCCAUUAGCAAGAUUGUGGAGGCUGGCUGUGUGUGCAAUGAUGCCUUGAUUAGGAGCAACACCCUAAUGGGCCGCCCUACCGAAGGCGCCCUCAUCGCCCUGGCUAUGAAGAUGGGUUUGGAGGGACUGCAGCAGGAGUUUGUGCGGUUGGAAGAGAUUCCCUUCUCCUCAGAGCAGAAGUGGAUGGCAGUCCGCGUCGUCCAUCGCACUCAGCAAGAUAAGCCUGCCAUGUUCUUUGUGAAGGGCGCCUAUGAGCAGAUCAUCCGCUUCUGUACUUCCUACAACAGUAAAGGCGUCACUCUGCCUCUGACUCACCAGCAGAGAGAACUCUACCAGCAGCAGAAGAGCUAUAUGGGCACUGCGGGUCUCAGAGUGCUGGCAUUUGCUUCUGGUUCUGAGAUGGGCGCUCUUACCUUCCUGGGGCUAGUGGGCAUCAUCGACCCUCCCAGAGCUGGAGUGAAAGAGGCUGUGGUGACUCUCAUCAACUCUGGAGUGGCAGUGAAGAUGAUCACAGGGGAUUCUAAAGAGACCGCAGUGUCAAUUGCAAGUCGACUGGGUCUCUAUACCAAAGGUUCUCAAUCUCUGUCUGGAGAGGAAGUCGACCAGAUGGACAUCCAGCAUCUCUCUCAGAUAGUGUCCAGGAUAGCGGUAUUCUACAGAGCCAGCCCUAGACACAAGUUAAAGAUAGUUAAGUCCUUACAGAACAUCGGUGCAGUUGUGGCUAUGACGGGAGAUGGUGUUAAUGAUGCGGUGGCUCUGAAGGCAGCAGACAUCGGUGUGGCCAUGGGUCAGACCGGCACUGAUGUCUGCAAAGAGGCAGCAGACAUGAUCCUCGUAGACGACGACUUUCAAACUAUCUUGUCUGCCAUUGAAGAAGGGAAAGGGAUUUACAACAACAUUAAGAACUUUGUGCGCUUUCAGCUGAGCACGAGCAUUGCUGCCCUUACCCUCAUCUCCCUGGCAACUCUUAUGAAUUUCCCCAACCCUCUUAAUGCCAUGCAAAUCCUCUGGAUCAACAUCAUCAUGGACGGGCCGCCAGCCCAGAGUUUGGGAGUGGAGCCUGUUGAUCGGGACGUGAUCAGGAAACCCCCGCGGAACGUCCGAGACAGCAUCCUCACACGCAGUCUGAUAGUGAAAAUCCUCGUAUCGUCCUUCAUCAUCGUUUGCGGCACUCUGUUUGUGUUCUGGAGAGAGCUGCGUGACAACGAGAUCACCCCACGGGACACCACCAUGACGUUUACCUGUUUUGUGUUCUUCGAUAUGUUCAACGCUCUCAGUUCUCGAUCACAGACACGGAUGGUGCACGAGAUGGGCUUAUGCAGUAACAGGAUGUUCUGCUAUGCUGUGCUGGGCUCCAUCAUGGGCCAACUCCUGGUCAUAUACUUCCCUCCACUACAGAAGGUCUUUCAAACAGAGAGUCUCAGCAUUUUAGAUCUGCUGUUCCUGCUGGGCCUCACGUCCUCUGUCUGUGUGGUAUCGGAAGUCAUAAAGAAAUUAGAGCGACUCAGAGGUGGAGAAAAAAUGGCAGACACUGAGGAUUUCCAUGAUGUAUGACACACAUUGUGUCCCGUGCAGGAGAUGGUGGGUGGGGCUGCGGCGUGUGGUUUAGCAUGUCGCUUGGGCCGGUCUCAUACCGUACGAAACAAUCCAGAGUGAUCAUUCAGGCCCGACCUUUAUGUGCAGUUCCUUUGUGAAGGUCAAGACCAGGAGCUGAUUUUGGAGCAAUCUGACGUGCGCCCUUGCCGGAGGAGAUGCUUUGGUGUGCUGCUUUAUGACUGUACUACUUCCCAUAGCAUCUGGGCGAACUUUAUUUAUGAGAUGCUGUAUCUGUCCAUACAGUGGCUGUUUUGAUUUCAUGAUUUAAGGGAUGUAUUAUGAUUUUUCUAUAUUAUUAUUAUUAAAAGGAUUUUGUGUCUUCUAAAUCAACUUUUGUUUAAACAUUUCUGGUUAGAGGUUUGUGGAUCAAUAUGGAUAAUGCCUUUCUGCAUUCCAGAUUAUAAAAUUAUGCUUGAAAAAUCAUUUAUUUUGGGUUGGAAAAAGCUUUUGUCCUCUUAAACCACGAGUGUUCCAGUGUUUUGUGGAACGGACCACUUGUUUUGGGUCAUGAUGAGACUGUGGGUGUGAAUUAAUGUGUAAGUGAUGUGCCAAACCAUCACAUCAUUUACUUAGAAAAAUGUUAACAAAUUGAACACCUUGCAACAGGCCCUGUUUUUGAGUCUGUUAAGGAUACAGGAUCCCACAAUAUGAUGGCAUUACGAGAUUACAGGGUCCCACCUUAUGACGAUCUUCAAGGUACAUGCACUAGUAGUUCUUUAUCUUUAUAUUAGACUGAUGGUUAAUACAACUGGCUUGUACAAUUACUUAUCAGUUCCUCUGUAUUUACAUAUUUUCAGUACUAUAUUAUUAUUACUUUCCUUAUGUUAAUACACUGGUAUCUGGGCCAUCUGAAGAUAGAUUUGACCUUUUUCACCUUACUUUGGCUUUUAUCUAUAGUGUUAUUUAUUUUCUCACCAGCUUGGUUAGGUGAAUGCUUAGUAUUUUAAGGUUUAAUGAUGUAGUUGGUUAAAUGGGCGCUCAUGUUGGAUGUACAGAAAUGUUAGACUAACACUAACCCCAUGCCGAAAACCCUCAGUGCAGCCCACCAGCAUUGAAUUAUUCCCAUCUGCCAACUCUAUCUUGUUUCUGUGGUACAGGUAAAGAUGAUGCACUUGAGUUUUUACAGUGUGUGAUCUUAUCUCUCCUCUGUAUUGCAGAUAGUGGUUCUUUAUGGCCACAUUGUUCAAUUUCUUUAAUGCCCAUUCUGUUUUCUAGCAUCGCUCUUGCUUUGAAAACGAAACAAUGUAAUACACUGAUAAUAAACAGUAUAAACAAUUUAAAUGAAGGGUGAUAGGUAAAAAGCUUUUUUUUAUUUUUAUUUUUUGAGAUUGUAUUUAUUUUAUUGUGGUUUGCACAGCUGAAACCAGUAAUCUGUUGUGGUCAUUUCAGAACACAAUUGUACAAUAAAUUUUUUUACAAAUUAAAACAAAUCUGUAUCUGAA
Molecule: messenger RNA, 4313 nt
Organism: Rhinichthys klamathensis goyatoka
Lineage: Eukaryota; Metazoa; Chordata; Actinopteri; Cypriniformes; Leuciscidae
Gene: atp2c1
Product: ATPase secretory pathway Ca2+ transporting 1
Exons: 27
Coding region: 67-2829 (920 amino acids)
Biological process (GO): calcium ion transmembrane transport; manganese ion transport; intracellular calcium ion homeostasis
Cellular component (GO): Golgi membrane; endoplasmic reticulum; plasma membrane
Molecular function (GO): P-type calcium transporter activity; ATP hydrolysis activity; ATP binding
Source: RefSeq, a predicted model, not a curated record